AAACUAAUGAGAAACUAGACUUUGUACUUUGCGGAAAGUAAUACACUUUUUAAGUCAACGAAACUUGUAAGCUAAAAGGGAAUUGGGAGCUAAACAAAAAUAAUUGAUGGAAAGCUCAAUCAGAGAUGUCACAGAGAUCUUUCUGAACUCUUGAUGAUCUCACCGGGACUGACCGGGUCAUCAAUGAAGCCAAAGAAGUAUUCUUCUCAACAGGGCUAAUAUAAUGGAUAUUGCCACCACUUUGGUAGGCUUCUUGAGCACCAUCAUCAAUUACCUUUCUCCAAGAAUAGAUAAUGUUUUGAAUUUGGAUCAGAGUGUUUCUUCCCUUGAGGCUGCACUUGUGGAGCUGCUAGAAGCCAGGGAUGACCUAAAGAAGCAAGUUGAUCGAGCAGAGCUUUUGGGGUUGACCUGCACAAACCAAGUCAAAGGGUGGCUGGAAAGAGUGGAGAAUGUGGAAACAAAGGUCAGAUCUAUUGCAGAAGGCAUUGAAAACGGAAGUUAUUCUUGGCGAUGUUGCAGCCCCAAGAAUUGCUGCGGGAAGUACAAAAUCAGCCAGAAAGUACAGCAGCAUCUUUCGUUGAUCAACGAGUUGAAAGGAAAAGCAAUUUUGGAUGUGAAGAUUGCUGAUGGAUUGUUUCUUGUACCUGUGGUGGAGAUACCUAGUAGGCCGACAAUUGGGCUUGAGUUGAUACUUGAAGAAGUCCAAAAUCUGCUCGAGAAAGAAAAUGUUGGAAUCAUUGGCAUUUAUGGGAUGGGAGGGAUUGGAAAGACAACGUUACUAAAGAGCAUAAACAAUAGCUUUUUGACUAAAGAGCAUGGUUUUCAUGUGGUAAUUUGGGCAGUUGUUUCUAAGGAAGUCACUGUUGAGAAAAUCCAGCAGGCUAUUGGGGUGAGAUUAGGGCUGUCCUGGGAUGAAAGCCAGUUCCAGGAGUUGAGAGCUUCUAGAAUACAUAGUGUCAUGAGGAAGACUAAAUUCUUACUGCUAUUGGAUGAUGUUUGGAAAGGCCUGGAUUUUAACCUGAUAGGAAUUCCUCUUCCUAGCAAGGAAAACGGAUGUAAAGUCAUAUUCACGACCCGUUCUUUAGAUGUCUGCAGCGACAUGGAUGCCGAUCACAAGCUCAAGGUGGAACUCCUGAAUGAGAAGCAAUCAUGGCAGCUGUUUCAUGAGAAAGUAGGGAGUCAGAUCUUAGAUACUCAAACACUGAUUCCUAGUUAUGCAGAGACCAUCAUCAGGAAAUGUGGAGGCCUUCCACUUGCUUUGAUCACCAUUGGAAGGGCUAUGGCCAACAAACAGACAGAAGAAGAGUGGAGAUACGCCAUAGAAGUGCUGAACAAGUCUCCUUCGGAAUUUCGAGGUAUGGAAGAUGUUUUUACGCUGCUUAAGUUUAGUUAUGAUAGUUUGGGAAAUGACAUAGUAAGGAUAUGCUUCUUGUAUUGUUCAUUAUUCCCUGAAGACUAUGGUUUAGAGAAAGAACAGCUCAUUGGGUACUGGGCAGGAGAAGGGUUUCUAGGCAGUGAUGAUAAUUUCCAUAUAAUGGGUCAUUCUAUAAUUGGAUCUCUUAAAACAGCUUGUUUUCUGGAAAAUGGUGAAAAUGAAACUCGAGUGAAAAUGCAUGACGUUGUUCGAAGUUUUGCUUUAUGGGUUGCAUCUGAUGGGGGUAAGGAGAAGGCUAAGUUCUUGAUGCAGGCUAGUACAGGAUUGACAAGAGCACCCGAAUCUGAGCAUUGGGGAGUAGCAGAAAGAAUUUCAUUGUUGGACAAUGAUAUCACUGACUUAUCUGGAACUCCUGUUUGUCCUCAUUUAACUACCUUGCUGUUGCAACUGAACUCUGGUCUAACCAAAAUCUCUCAAGAUUUUUUCCGAAAUAUGCCCAAUCUAAAGGUCUUGGACUUGUCAUUUACCAGUAUCAGGGAAAUACCAAAGAGCAUUGGCAGAUUGUCUGAUCUGCGGCAUCUUGAUUUAUCUGGAACCAAGAUAAGUGCACUGCCUAAGGAGUUAGGAAAUCUCACUAGGCUGGAGUAUUUGGAUCUCCAACGUAACCGGAAUCUAAAUAGCAUUCCAAAUGCAGCAAUAUCUGGAUUGUCUCAACUAAGAGUCUUGAACUUCUAUUACAGCUUUGGAGAUUGGGAACUAAGUCAUCUAGUAGAUGAGGAAGAGGCUAGGCUCAGCGACUUGGAAAAUCUGCCACGUCUCGCUUCCCUGGGGAUCACAUUAGCAAAUCUAUCUGCUCUGGAAAGCAUAUCUGGUAGUAGAAGACUGCGGAGAUGUGUAGAAUACUUGUACAUAAGGGAGUGUGAAGGACUUUAUAAUUUACAAUUAUCACACAGUACUGGAGAUGGUAAGAGAUUAAGAAGGCUCAGCAUCAAUAACUGUCCAGAUUUCAAGUACUUGGCGAUCAUUGAUGGGGCAGAGGAUAAUUGGCUGCCAAACCUAGAGAUUCUUGCUAUGCAUGGUCUUCCCAGUUUGGUGUCAGUAUGGAGAAAUCCAAUGAGCAAAGGGUGCCUUAGAAAUCUCCGCUGCAUCAACAUAUGGUACUGUGACAUUUUGAAGAAUGUGAGCUGGAUUUUGCAGCUUCCAAAGCUGGAAAUGAUUUACCUAUUUUACUGCCCCGAGAUGGAAGAAGUGAUAAGAGGAGAUCACGCAGAGAGUGAAGAUUAUCAAAAUGCAUUUCCUCAGCUCAGAGUUAUGUCAAUCAGAAAGCUUCCAAAAUUGAAGAGCAUCUCCAAGGAGAAGAUAUCUUUCCCUUCCCUUAAGAAAAUUGCGGUGAUAGAUUGCCCCAUGCUGAAAAGGCUACCACUCAAGGCCCAAAAUGUUGCAGAACUUCCAACUAUCUAUUGUUACAAGGAAUGGUGGGAUUCUCUGGAAUGGGAUGAUGCAGCCAUCAAAACCACUGUCCUACCCCACUUCACAGCAGAGUAGUAGAGCAUUUGAUGAUCCUUUACCAUGUCUUUUUGAUGAGCCUAAAGCCAUUUUGUAGAGUUUUUCCAUGGAAAAAAUGCAGGCUCAGGGAAGGUUUCAGACCUACAAAAUGCAGUACUCAGUUACAAGCUAGAAAGAUGCUCAUUGACAAACAUCUUAAGUAACACUGCAUAUAUUUCUUAAUCCCAAAACCAACCAUUUGCAGGCGCAGGGAAGGUUUCCAUGGUGAAUUCUAAGUUGAAUACGAAUAAGACAACUGCCAUAAAUCAUGAAGUCAUUGCAGAAACAAUAAUGAAUGACCCUCUUGUGUGUGUAGCUGUAACAUUGAUUGAUUCCUGCUUCUUAGCUAACUCCUGGAGAUCUGUAUAAUAAACUAGUAAGUUCAGCUAAAUGAAUAAAAAAACUUGGGCCAUUGUUCUGUGGAAACAACAGAGCUGAGAGCGAUCCUCUUAGCAAUGGAGGUCGCCAAGAAGUUAGGAAUCGCAAAAUUAAUAUGCGAAUCCGACUCCCAAGCAGCUAUUGAUCUGAUCCAGAGUAUGAAGGAUCAGAAUGAAAUCCCUCUAGAUCCAGAAUUAAGAGGGAUUCACACUAUUUUGCGUUUUAAUUGGGAUAUAUGUUUUGUACAAACGUAUAUGGAUAAUAAUAUGCGUGUCGAUGCUCUUGUUAAAGCCGCUUUAGGCGUAGAUAGUGGAUUAUAUUUUUUUGAUGUUUCCCUUGGUAUAUAAAUAUGCUACUGGAGAACGACUGUAAGGAUUUGUCCAGAUGUAAUAGUUGGCGUUAGUCUUCUAGUGUGUGUUCAUCUCUUCUUCUAAUUUCACUAAUUAUACUUUCUUGUUCUGUUAAUUCAAGCAUUCAGUUGCCAGUCAGCUAGUGUUACGUUAAUCCGGUGACGUGGCUGGAGU
Messenger RNA from Oldenlandia corymbosa var. corymbosa, 3822 nucleotides. The record is from the annotation of a GenBank genome assembly. NCBI's taxonomy places the organism in Eukaryota, Viridiplantae, Streptophyta, Magnoliopsida, Gentianales, Rubiaceae.